Molecule: messenger RNA, 3927 nt
Organism: Carlito syrichta (Philippine tarsier)
Lineage: Eukaryota; Metazoa; Chordata; Mammalia; Primates; Tarsiidae
Gene: SYNPO2
Product: synaptopodin 2
Exons: 5
Coding region: 107-3898 (1263 amino acids)
Biological process (GO): positive regulation of actin filament bundle assembly
Cellular component (GO): stress fiber; nucleus; Z disc
Molecular function (GO): actin binding
Source: RefSeq, a predicted model, not a curated record
GUCCCGCGCCCUUGGCCGGCGCUAGCCCAGCGCGCAUCUUCCGCCGCGUUCAGGCCUGGCUUUUCUCUCUUCGAGCUCUUCAUGCGGCCCCACUGAAAGGAAAAACAUGGGCACGGGGGAUUGUAUCUGCAUUUCCAUGACCGGCGGGGCGCCCUGGGGCUUCCGACUGCAAGGUGGCAAGGAGCAGAAGCUGCCCUUACAAGUUGCCAAGAUUCGAAACCAGAGCAAAGCUUCUGGGUCUGGCCUCUGUGAGGGAGAUGAAGUGGUUUCUAUCAAUGGCAACUCUUGUGCAGACCUCACCUACCCUGAAGUCAUCAAGCUCAUGGAAAGCAUAACAGACUCUCUCCAAAUGCUCAUCAAAAGACCAUCCAGUGGAAUAAGUGAGACUUUGAUCUCUGAAACUGAAAAUAAAAACCAUGAGCAUCUCACACAUGAGAGGUAUGUGGAAAGUACCACCCUGCAGAUUCGACCAGUCACAAAGACCCAGUAUAGAGAAUUCCUCAUUGCCCCAGUCAACAGUGGAGUUUCCCUAGCUGAGGACCAAAGAAGUGGUCCUGAUUGCACAGGGGGCCUGGAAGAAGAAACAGGCCCGUACUACCAAAGGGCUCCCUACAUGCCUGACUCCCAAAGAAGCCACUUAGCAGAAGAAGUUAUCAUAAGAGAGAAGGCAGCAUCAGGGCAGCUAGGCUCUGUGAUUGAGCUGCAACUGUCGCUUUCACAGGAGAGACCCAAGGGCACGAGUGGCCCUGUACUGGAUCUCCUGGGAGCUGAAAAAGCUAAGUCUCCUGACCCAGACCCUGACUUAGAACAUGAUGAGAUUGUCCACAUAAAUUCCGUCCCGACUGAUGAGCAAGCAGACCCUUCCCUGAGGUCCAGCAAAAUCAUCCAGAUCUCCAGCAGCAGAGAGCUGAGAGUGAUCCAGGGAAGGGAAGCAAGCGACGUGGGGCUGCCCCGAGUGGAAGUGAUCCUUGACUGCUCUGACAGGCAGAAGACAGAAGGGUGCCGGCUGCAGACAGGAAAGGGGUGUGUGGAUUCUCCAGUGGAAGGAGGGCAGUCAGAAGCACCUCCUUCUCUGGUAUCCUUUGCCGUCUCAUCAGAAGGCACAGAGCAGGGAGAAGAUCCACGCUCGGAAAGGGAUCACAGCAGACCUCACAAGCACCGAGCGCGGCACGCACGGCUCAGAAGGAGCGAAAGCCUGUCAGAAAAGCAAGUAAAAGAAGCAAAAUCUAAAUGCAAAAGCAUCGCCCUCCUUCUCACAGAUGCCCCCAACCCCAACUCCAAGGGGGUGUUGAUGUUUAAGAAGCGCCGUCGGAGGGCCAGGAAAUAUACCCUAGUCAGCUACGGUACUGGCGAGCUCGAGCGAGAGGCAGAAGAGGAGGAGGAAGGUGACAAGGAGGAUACAUGUGAAGUAGCGUUUCUUGGUGCAAGCGAGUCAGAGGUGGAUGAAGAGUUCUUGUCUGACGUGGAGGACAACGCACAGCUUGUGAACUUUGACUGGGAUUCUGGACUGGUGGACAUUGAAAGGAAACUGAACAGAGGGGACAAGAUGGAGAUGUUACCGGACACCACAGGCAAGGGAGCCCUCAUGUUUGCGAAGAGGAGGGAGAGGAUGGAUCAGAUCAUAGCCCAAAAAGAAGAGGAUAGGGUGGGUGGAAUGCCAAGCAGAGAACCGGACCCUGCCCAGACAGAUGGUCUGAGAACCAUGACCUCUUAUCAAAGAAAGGAAGAGGAGUCGGUGAGAAUGCAGAGCUCGGUGAGCAAAAGCUACAUGGAUGUGAGCCAUGGUCUCAGCCACGUGCCCCAGCAGAAUGGCUUCAGUGGAGUCUCGGAGACAGCGAAUGUCCAGAGGAUGGUCCCUAUGAAUCGAACGGCCAAACCUUUCCCAGGGUCUGUGAACCAGCCAGCAGCCCCCUUCUCCCCCCCCCGAAACAUGACGAGCCCCAUCGCCGACUUUCCGGCCCCUCCACCCUAUUCUGCAGUCACGCCCCCACCUGAAGCCUUCUCCAGAGGGGUCUCGAGUCCGAUCGCUGGCCCAGCACAGCCUCCGCCAUGGCCCCAGCCCGCCCCAUGGUCCCAGCCAGCCUUUUAUGAUUCGUCGGAGCGAAUAGCUUCCCGGGAUGAGAGGAUCUCCGUGCCGGCAAAGCGAACAGGAAUACUGCAGGAGGCCAAAAGGCGGAGCACCGCGAAACCCAUGUUUACUUUCAAAGAGCCCAAAGUAAGCCCAAAUCCUGAACUCUUGUCACUCCUUCAAAAUUCAGAAGGCAAGCGGGGCACUGGGGCUGGAGGGGAUUCCGGACCGGAAGAAGACUACCUCAGCUUGGGAGCAGAGGCUUGUAAUUUCAUGCAAAGUUCCUCUGCUAAACAAAAGACCCCACCUCCUGUUGCUCCCAAACCUGCAGUCAAGUCCUCAUCCUCCCAACCAGUAGCGCCAGUUUCCCCAGUCUGGUCUCCAGGAGUGGCUCCAACGCAUCCUCCUGCCUUCCCCACAGCCAACCCAUCGCAGGGCACCGUUGUCUCCUCCAUCAAAAUAGCCCAGCCUUCCUACCCUCCUGCCCGGCCCGCGAGUGCGCUGACCCUGGCUGGUCCCUUCAAAGGACCCCAGGCGGCAGUAGCCAGUCAGAAUUACACACCCAAGCCAACAGCUCCCACACCCACAGUCAACGCUGCUCAUGCUGGUGCAGUGGGACCAUCCAAUGAGCUUCCAGGAAUGAGUGGGAAGGGAGCCCAGCUCUUCGCUAAAAGGCAGUCGAGAAUGGAGAAGUAUGUGGUCGAUUCAGACACGGUGCAGGCCCACGCGGCUCGAGCUCAGUCUCCCACACCAUCCCUGCCGGCCAGUUGGAAGUACUCCUCCAAUGUCCGAGCACCUCCUCCUAUGGCCUACAAUCCUAUCCACUCCCCCUCCUACCCACUGGCGGCUGUCAAGUCUCAGCCAUCAGCCACACAGGCCUCCAAAACAGGCAAGAAAAAGGGCAAGAAACCCCUCAAUGCUUUGGAUGUCAUGAAGCACCAACCGUAUCAGCUCAACGCAUCCCUGUUUACCUUCCAACCUCCAGAUGCAAAGGAUGGCCUCCCCCAAAGAUCAUCAGUCAAGGUCAAUUCAGCCCUGGCCAUGAAGCAAGCUCUCCCACCCCGGCCUGUGAAUGCUGGCUCACCUACAAGCGUGCAGGCUUCAUCAGUGUACUCGGUACCAGCCUAUACCUCUCAGCCAUCUUUCUUUGCAGAGGCCACCUCACCCGCCACUGCAUCCCCAGUGCCUGUGGCUGUUCCCACUUCUCCAAAGCAAGAAUCGGCCUCAUCAUCUUACUUUGUGGCACCAAGGCCAAAGUUCUCAGCCAAGAAAAGUGGUAUCACAAUUCAGGAGAGUGGACGCUCCUUUUCUCUUCCUGGAAGAUCAGUCCCACCAACUGCUUCUACAUCUCCUUGGGUAUACCAGCCUGCCUAUAGUUACUCUAACAAACCAACAGAUGGGCUAGAGAAAGCAAACAGGAGACCAACUCCUUGGGAAGCAGCAGCAAAGUCUCCUCUUGGCCUAGUGGACGAUGCCUUCAGACCCAGAAACAUCCAGGAAUCCAUUGUGGCAAAUGUGGUCUCAGCAGCUCGGAGGAAGGUGUUUCCAGGACCCCCAGAAGAUUGGAAUGAGAAGUUGUCCUAUGUUCCUCAAACCCAGAAGGCUGAUAUGGGCUCAUGUGGAAGGCGAGAGUAUAAUGUCACGUCCCUAUUCAAUAAUAAUAUGUCCACCAACUCCCAAUAUGGCUCACAGUUGCCAUAUGCGUAUUAUAGGCAGUCCUCCAGAAAUGAUUCUGAAAUAAUGUCCAUGGAAACCAGGUCUGAUUACUCUUUUCCUGUAGCUGAUUAUAACUAUAACCCACACCCAAGGGGAUGGAGAUGCCAGACAUGAAAGAUAGAAGGCCUGAUUAUGUGUCAACU